AAACUUAUGGUUUUACGCUUCUAGUUUACCAAAACGCUUUACGUUUUUACGCUUUUAGUUCACUAAAUGAGUAUUCUUUUCAUGAAAUUAAUUAUAAAAAUUAUAUUUUAAAAGUAAAUCACUAACAAUAUGAUACAUUUGAGAUUAGAAUAUGCAUAUAAGAUACUUGGAUGCAUUCUCAACUUCAAUAGCGUAAUCUAAUUCACCUGCUAGACUUUUCCCAAAUUCAUUAGCAUAGAAGGAAAAGUGGCUUAUUGUUAAAAUUUAUGUUUACGAACUUAUUAUUAAGAUGCUAUAAGUUGCUCUACUUUAAGCAUGAAUUGCAUGUAUUUAUUAACUUAUCUAAAUUCUAUGCAUUCAUAUUUUAUAUAGUAUAUGUCCUAUUUAACAGAUUUUUAAUUAUUUUUCAGUAUGCGACAAAAACUUACGCUUUUACGCUUUGAUACCACGCUUUACGAUUUUACCCCUUUUCCGCUUCUAGGUAGAAUCGCGCUUUUGACUGCAUUGGCGCUGAGGGGAAGAUGAACGCGACGGUGGGCUGCUGUCGAAUCGAGCGACCUCGUCGGAGGAUUUUGUUGCUUGGGCUGCUGUCGAAUCGAGACGCGCCGGAAGGAGGCCACGCCAGAAGGAGGCCGCGCCGGAAGGAGCUUCAACGCGGCACAAGCAGGAGGCCGAGACUGGUGGCGGUGGGCGUCUGGGCGGCGAAGUGGAGAAGAGUGGGAGGGAUGUGUCGCGAUUUGGAGCUCGGCUGAGCGAAGUGAAACCCUAAAAUUCAAAUUUUUUUUUACAAAAACGCCAUCGUUUUAGGCUUUUGGCCGACAUCUCCCAUAUCGGUUGAACCACCGGAAUUCCCGAUUUUGACCGGCUUUGACCGGUAUUGACUGGAGGGUUGUGUCGGUGGUAUUCCAACCGGUUUCAUGACCGGUACCGGUUGGACCUGGUUCAACCGACCGGCGUACCACUGGCAUGACAACCAUGAGUUACAUUGACGUUUUCAAUUUUCAUGUUUUAGUUUCAUUUUACGCUUUCACUUCCUUCAAGCAUUUAAAGUUCAUUUAUUAUCAAAGGUAUUUUGAUAAAUUUAGUGCUUAGUCAGGCUAGGAUGUUACAAUUAUCCUCUUAGUCACGUGUUUUAUCCUCUUUUUUUUUUUGGAAAUAGCUAAGUCCUCGAACAUAGAGGAAAAUAAAAAAGCAAGAGAAUUCCACCUGCCCAACUAGGAUUAUAGUCGGGUUGGUUAACGACUAUCCGCUGCCUAAAAAACACUACAGUUAACCGACUUUUCAAGACUUUCCGAUUAAAAAUAAAUAGAUAAUGCAGUUAGCGGUUAUUUUAUUGGUUAAAUGCCUACCCACCAACAAAAUCAGAGAAAAUAUCAUAAAUGGUUAAAAUCUAUCAUCAAUCAUAAAUGCAUAAUCCUUCAAAGUUAUGACACAUUAAAUUGAAAUUGCAGAUAAAGAAUAAAUAAUACUACAAGUUUACAUUUUCACAAAUAUCAUCUUCCUAUCUACAAAUUCACAAACACACAAAAAUCAAAAGUAAACUCCAAACACUAGUCUCUAAAUACAACACAAUGUGAGAACCACCAUCACAAGAGGUAGAGAGAAUGUAAGAGGAAAGACAUGGUGGAAAUGUCUAGCUUUGGAGGUAGACCAUCAUUCGUCCACCAUCCUUUUGCUUCCUUUCUCUCGCUCACCACUAACACAACUAGUGGCUCACGGUUCGUGGCACAACCUCGUUGCCCAUCCUGUUUGUCUUUGUAUGAGGUGAGACAACAAGUAGACCAAAGGGAAUAUGCGAUGAAGGACAUGGUCGAGGUGUUUAGCUCUGGAGGUAGAGAAAGAGAGCUAGUGCGGCAGAUUGACAGAAGGGAAGCCGUUGGAGAAAAUGUCGUCAUUGGGGCGGGGCGACUGCUGGGUUUAGGGAUUUGGAAACUGAUUAUAAUCGAUGUCGAGAGGGAUGAGCGCAAUGGAGAGGGAGAUUGGAUAUAGGGCGUAACCAAUGAGUGCGAGUGGUCGAGGGAAGGGGGAGUCGUGUGUGUGACAUUUUAUCUAUUUUGGGUGAUUAACCAACCUUAAUCAGUUAGUAUGAGGUUAACUACCAAUCAUCAGUCACUAUUGGUCUAUAUGUUGGUAAUCAAAUAAGGAAUUUUCAGCUUCCACCAACAAACCCAAAUCACUUUUUAAAACUAUCUUUUAUAAAUUUUAAAAGUAAUU
Messenger RNA from Linum trigynum, 2214 nucleotides. The record is from the annotation of a GenBank genome assembly. Lineage: Eukaryota; Viridiplantae; Streptophyta; Magnoliopsida; Malpighiales; Linaceae.